Nycticebus coucang (slow loris) is the source of this 1006-nucleotide messenger RNA. Its product is annotated as small integral membrane protein 30-like. The record is from RefSeq and is a predicted model, not a curated record. Lineage: Eukaryota; Metazoa; Chordata; Mammalia; Primates; Lorisidae. The transcript has a single exon. Bases 156 to 335 code for a protein of 59 amino acids.
GUAAUGGCUGCUUCCUGGAAGGCUGUGUGACGUGGAACCUCUUAGCCUUAACAUCCAUUCCAGAACUCCAGAAAAGGAAAAAUUUCAAGUCCGAUAGAAUUAUUAUAUAUAUAAACCAUUUCUUUGGAACCUUCAGCCCUCAAGAUCCCAACAUCAUGCCUACAGUUUCAAUACAAUUAAUCUUAGUCCUCACUUCACUGCUGUUGGUGUUGCCUGUUGUUGAAGUAGUGGAGGCUGGAGAUGCCAUCGCUCUGUUACUGGGUGUAGUUCUAAGCAUCACAGGCAUCUGUGCUUGCUUGGGGAUAUAUGCUCGAAAGAGAAAUGGACAGAAGUGACUUUGAAGGAUUUCCUGAAUCAAACCUUGCCAUAAAAACCUUUGUGCUGUUGAGACUAAACGUGAGCUUUGGUGUCUGAAAGUUUCUAAGAAACAGUAAAUAGUAGAGUUUCAUAUACUUGUUUCCCUUAAAAUGGGAACAAAUUGAUACAUAAAUGGGAAAAAAAAUGUUUUCUUUACAAGUUAUGCACUAAAUAUUUCCGCCUAUACUUUAUAUGUGCUGGUUAGAAGGAAGUGAGAUGGUUGAAAUUUACAUCAGUAAUUCAUAGUUUUAGGAUUUUCAAAAGCACGUGAGACAAGAAGGAAGCUUUUGCCCAGAAUCCAAGGAAAUCUCCACUGUUAAGUUACAGUCACUGCCUUCUGAAUUGUUAAGGAGUGUUUUCUCCUUAUUUUUAUUAUAUUUUUGUUUUAUCACUCAAGUUAAUAUGAUAUUUAGAUAUCACAUAGCCAACAUUGAAACAUUUAUCUCUGGGUAAAAAACAUUUAGAAAGAUGUAUUCAGUAUAUCUAAUAUUGAAAUAGAAAAAAGAUUUAAUGUAAAAAUAAAAUCCUUUAUAUUAACAUUGAAAUGGAGAAGAGCUCUAAUUUGAAAAAGAAAUAAACUUUAUAUUAAUUAACUGAUUAACAUACCUAUGAUGAGAAGUACUAUAUUAAAUAUAAGCCCAUUGUGUUG